AUGCAGUCUGGACUACUCACAAAUGUUGUUACCAUUUAUCCAGAUAUUCAACACCUGGAUGUCAGCACAGGCCCACUGCAGUCUGUGCUCCUUACUAUAUGUUUUUCGGGUAGACUCCCAAGGCCGAUUAUUGAAAGGAAUAUUCCUAUCCAGAUCACAAUCUCUGUUGCAGAGGAAUAUGGGACCUUUACCUCGCCAGUUGUGGAAAUGGAUCUCUGCUCCAGUGCUGGAGAUUUGAUGCACUCAGAUAGCGCUUCAGUCUGCAGUCAUGGUCAUGAUGAUUUUCCUGUGCUCCCAGAUGACAUUUGUAUCCCAUUCCUGCCCCUUCAACACUUCGACUACUCUGACCAGGCUAAAUGGGCCUCACUGACGAAGGAUAUUGAAGGAUGGCUUGUUGCUCAGGUAAAUUGCCAGACGCAGCUGUGGACAUGGGGACGUGAUGUGUUUUGGCUUGCUUUCAUUGCGGCAUGUCCAUCAUUCCCAAUGGGCUCGUGGCCAAAGUGGGAUCCCCGAAUUCCUUUGGAGGGUACAUUCAUUGAGCAAUGGUUAGAACGGUCGGGUGAUGUCGUUAGGACGGAGGAUCAACACACUAUAAAUGUAUUGGCCGACAUUUGGGCUGAGUUUUGCAAACAUGCCGCCCUCUUCUUUCCUUAUCCUCUUGUUGCUUCUGAUUGA
This is a messenger RNA of Suillus paluster, 675 nucleotides long. RefSeq lists its product as uncharacterized. The transcript is spliced from 3 exons. The record is from RefSeq and is a predicted model, not a curated record. Lineage: Eukaryota; Fungi; Basidiomycota; Agaricomycetes; Boletales; Suillaceae. Bases 1 to 675 code for a protein of 224 amino acids.